Molecule: messenger RNA, 1799 nt
Organism: Galeopterus variegatus (Sunda flying lemur)
Lineage: Eukaryota; Metazoa; Chordata; Mammalia; Dermoptera; Cynocephalidae
Gene: A2ML1
Product: alpha-2-macroglobulin-like 1
Exons: 12
Cellular component (GO): extracellular region
Source: RefSeq, a predicted model, not a curated record
AGUGCCUUUGGACAGCGGGAUGAAGAUGGAAACACAUGGUUGACAGCCUUUGUCACAAAAUGCUUUGGACAAGCUCAGAAAUUCCUCUUCGUUGAUGAUAAGAACAUUGAGGAUGCGCUCAAGUGGAUGGCAGGAAACCAGCUCCCCAGCGGCUGCUAUGCCAACGUGGGAAAGCUCUUUCACACAGCUUUGAAGGGUGGUGUUGAUGAUGAGAUCUCCUUGACUGCCUACAUCACAGCUGCACUGUUGGAGAUGGGAAAAACCAUAGAUGACCAAAUGGUGGGUCAGGGUCUGUGGUGUCUAAGGAAUUCUGUCAUAUCCGCCACCAACCCCUACACACAGGCCCUCUUAGCUUAUACCUUCUCCCUGGCUGGGGAAAUGGACAUCAGAAACAUUCUUCUGAAGAAGUUAGAUCAACAGGCUGUCAUCUCAGGAGAAUCCACUCACUGGAGCCAGAAACCUACUCAGCCAUCAGAUGCCAGCCUUUGGUCUCAGCCUCAGGCUCUGGAUGUGGAGCUCACAGCAUACGUACUCCUGGCCCAGCUUACCCAGGACAGUCUGUCUCAGAAGGAGAUAGCCAAGGCCACUAGCAUAGUGGCUUGGUUGGCCAAACAACGCAAUGCAUAUGGGGGCUUCUCUUCCACUCAGGAUACUGUAGUUGCUCUCCAAGCUCUUGCCAAAUAUGCCACGACUGCUUAUGUGCCAUCGGAGGAAGUCAACCUGGCUGUAAAAUCCACUGAGAAUUUCCAGCGCACUUUCAAUGUGCAGUCUGCCAACAGAUUGGUAUCUCAGCAGGAGGCUCUGCCUAACAUCCCUGGAGCGUAUACUUUAGAGGCCUCAGGCCAGGGCUGUGUCUAUGUGCAGAUGGUGUUGAGAUAUAAUAUUCUCCCUCCUAAAAACAUGGAAACCUUUAGGAUAACUGUGAAAACGGGAAAAGCUAGAUGUGAGCAACCUACUUCACCUCGGUCCUUUACUCUCACUAUCCACACCAGUUAUGUGGGGAGUCGCAGCUCUUCCAAUAUGGCUAUUGUGGAAGUAAAGAUGCUCUCUGGGUUCAGCCCCAUGGAGGGCACCAAGCAGUUGCUUCUCCAGCAACCACUGGUGAAAAGGGUUGAAUCUGGAACUGACAAACUUAACAUUUACUUGGAAGAGCUCAGUAAAAAGACUCAGACCUAUACCUUCACCAUCAGCCAAAGUGUGUUGGUCGCCAACCUGAAACCAGCCACUGUCAGAGUUUAUGACUACUACCUACUAGAUGAACAGGCAACAAUGCAGUAUUCUGAUCCCUGCAAAUGAGUUUAGUCCAUCAGAGAAAAAGGAUAGAAGAAGGGAAGAGAUUACAUGAAUGCUCCAUGACAUUACCGGAGAGUAGAACAUUCUUUCUGCCUCUUCAAGCAAAACUCACUCAAUCAAAUAAUCUGAUGUAUCUGAUUGACUAGUGGAUGGGUGACAGAUCAGCACACCUGGACAGGCAGAUGGGGUAGGAAUAGUCACACCAAGGACACGUUACAUGGGAAAGAUCACGGGACAAGAGAUGUGGUUUAGCCAUUUAGGGAACUCUCCAUUAUUAGAAAUAGACUUUUGAGAACAGUGGUCCACAUUGUUCUUUAGGUCGAAGGACCACAUCAUAUAAAAUAUCUCAGGGUAAAAGGCUUUUUAUAAAUGGCAUAUAAUUGAAUUGGUGGUAGAGGGUGAUCGAGGGAAGAUACAAAUGUCUUCCGGGAGGUUAAAUCUAAGGGAAGAUGUGAUUUAGGGAUUUGGGAAUAGGCUAAAAAAAUAAAGUUUGGAAAGAAGAUCUA